Molecule: messenger RNA, 2654 nt
Organism: Tigriopus californicus
Lineage: Eukaryota; Metazoa; Arthropoda; Copepoda; Harpacticoida; Harpacticidae
Exons: 6
Coding region: 667-2256 (529 amino acids)
Cellular component (GO): extracellular region
Molecular function (GO): chitin binding
Source: RefSeq, a predicted model, not a curated record
GGCUGAAGUGGCUGAUGAUUGAAUGGUCCAAGCGCAAACUUCUGACUGAACGAACGCAUUUUCACAGACUGACUGACGCAAACUCAAGCGUGGAUAAGUGCACGAAUCAGCGCACGGGUACCACGGACUUCGGUGUUGCGUUCAUGGAACUGUGGUGGGUCUGCAUUUAGGGACAGGAGGUAUCUUACCACGAGCCCACGAACUCUCUUGAUGAAGCCGGGUUGGGGUGUUCGGGCAACGAAUCGUUCGUGCGGACCAAAUUCCACGUAUCUUCUCAGACACUGCGGAUGAAUCUGGUGCUACAGAUGACGGCGAUAAUCUCGUAUGUAAUAGAGUAGAAGUGGUUGCUGUCGCUUCACUUUCUUGGGUCAUGGAUGGUUCUCGGGUGGUCUGGGCCGACAAAAACCUCGAACCGACCCCAUCGUUCGCCACGAAGACGACGACGACGACAACGAUAAUGGUGAUGAAGGGGGAAUAGCGGUUGAUUUGGGUUCAUCCUUCGUCAGGAAAUCCCGCAAGUGGUUCAAUACUUGAGGACAAGGAGGUGACUUAUUUACUUCUGUAUUCGACUAUCACAAGAAACAGGUGCAUUUCAUCGGUUUGGGAUUUCCCCCCAUUCUUUGAAGCUCGAUAUCCAGGAAUCUUUUCCAUUGGACAAUUACAAUCAUGAGAUUUUUCAUCGUUCUUGGUGCCUUGGCUUUGGCUGGAGCUUCGGCUCAGAGGAACAACAAUGUAGAGAGUUUGUCAACUUAUGGUGUACCGGAAAAUCCGGUCAUUUCUGAACCCCCACAAGACGUACCGGAACCCCCUCGUCCACCUCGCACAACUACCCGUGCUCCGAUUGAACAAGCUGAUGACAGUUUGGCUGAAGGCCAGGAGCAAGGUCACCACCAUCAUGACUCGGACGACCCUUUGGCUUGGCUUCGAGACUCUGUGCCAGGGGAGCCGGAGGUAGAUUAUCCCAUUUUCAAUGUUGCACCCGAGACUUCAUUCGAAUGUGCUGAUCGUCCGGUUGGAAUAUAUGCCGAUGUUGAGGCUCGUUGUCAGGUCUGGCAUCAGUGCUUUGGGGAAAACAAGUGGAGCUUUUUGUGCCCCAAUGGCACCAUUUUCAACCAAGAGAUUUUCACUUGCGUUUGGUGGUUCAAUUUUGAUUGCCAAACGGCGCCGGACUUUUAUGGCGGAAAUGAGAAGCUCUACUCUGAAGACUCGCUUUCAAGUGGGCAACAAUCUCCAAGAAAACCAAUUGCUGUCAAACCUGCCCAACCAACUCUACCCGUUCAACCCAUUCCCGUCCCGCAGCCCGCCAUCCGUCGUCCCCAACCAGUCCAACCCGCUCCUGCACCAAUCCGACCCGCACCUGCACCAGUCCGAACCGCUCCUGCACCAGUCCGACCCGCACCUGCACCUGUCCGACCCGCACCAGUCCGAACUGCACCUCAAUCCACUCCCCGACCCGUAACUCAAACCACUCCCCGACCCGUAACUCAAACCACUCCCCGACCCGUAACUCAAACCACUCCCCGACCCGAAACUCAAACACCAGUCCAACCCGUAACUCGACCCACUCCCCGACCCGAACCAGUUGCACCAGUUCAACCUGCCACUCCUCGUCCUUCUCCUCCAGCAAAUAAUCGCCGACCCCGCCCUCAACCUACUCCCCGAGCUAAGCCUGUAGAUCCGGUCGUUGUACCCGAGCCAGUUCAGGCAUCAUAUAGACCAAAAACCACUUCCCGUCCCGCUCCUCGAACCACCACCCGCUUCACGCCCCCUAAAUCUCAACCAACAUCUCGACCAGUUCAACCCUCCCCUCAGCCAGAAAUUGUGCCAACCAGACGAGUGCCUCAAACACCCAGACCAGCCAGACCAGCCCGUCCCAGUCGACCUGCUCCUGAGACUAAAACCCCUGCUCCACAACAAGUAGGUGACAAUGGUUACGAAUACCCGGUUCCUGAGGAGCCUUUACAAUUGCCUACCCGACGACCUAUCACUACGCCCGCACCUACCACAACCACCACUGAAGCGAUAGAGGCUCCUCUUCCGUUGUAUCAAGCACCCAUUGGAGGCCGAACCUCAAUCACUCUUCCAGCUGAUAACCUCCCAUUGAGAAAUGGCAAGGCUGUCCAAGCUCGUCGUGGCCGCAGCAAAAAGCUUCGUCGCCGUCGUCGCCCUGGACAGAGACGGCUGAGGAAGGUAAUCUUGGCUAAUGAUUCAGAGAUCUUGAAACUCUCUGCUUUUGCCAACGAGGGCCCCCUCUAAAGAGAUUCCUGGUCAACCGAUCCACUUGGUCCGCAGGGCCUUCUACAAUCCAAAAUUAGGAGGUUUGUGACGGCCUGAUUUUCAAUUUUCAUUACAACCCUGUGAUGCAAGCACUUGCCCUAGUGCCAGGGACGCUCUGUCCUUUAAGCGGAAGUCACUUCUCGAAGCCAAGAAUAUGCAGUUAUAUUUAUCAAAUGAUGAUUACGACGACGACGACAUCCCCAACAACAGAAAAAAACAUUUUUAUCUUCAAUACUUUUCAUUUUUUGUAAUCUGAGUGUCUCCUUUUACCUUAUUCCCUUGUUAUUGUCAAGUGGCUCUUUGAUUGAUUUAGUUAGUGGUUUAAAAUAUGAGUGACUGAAUGUACAUGAACGACAUUAAAAAAGUACAAAACAUUA